Molecule: messenger RNA, 2178 nt
Organism: Suillus clintonianus
Lineage: Eukaryota; Fungi; Basidiomycota; Agaricomycetes; Boletales; Suillaceae
Exons: 4
Coding region: 10-1944 (644 amino acids)
Biological process (GO): regulation of DNA-templated transcription
Molecular function (GO): DNA binding
Source: RefSeq, a predicted model, not a curated record
CUUUCCUUCAUGGCCAUCCCAGUCCUCCCAGUCCGGACAACGACGCCCGGCGUCUUCAGGCAAUACGGCCAGCAGCAGCCAGUGUCAAUGCAGCAGCGCGUAGGCCCAAAUGUUACAGAUGACUAUGAAAGGUGGUAUACUGAGGCAUCACCCAGCAAUCGUAUGGUCUUGUCCAUACGCUCAGGCAUAAACUCGGAGAUUGCAUGGGCACUGGAUAGGCUGUAUCGAUUAUGUGCAAAUGAUCAAUUCAUCUUGAAAACCAUUCCUGGUCUCACAGACGCACUGUUCGAAUGGCCGGAAUGGUAUGCAACGGAAGGAUACCUAGUGGCAGAGAAGCAUCGACUAUUUGCUAUGCCCGAUGCUGACGACAGAAAACGACGGCAUGCCCUAGAAUCCAUAUUUAUCCUACGCAAUUCGGCCACGAAUGAACCCAAUGCAUACGAGCUAGCUAAUCAUUCCCGAACACUCCCCUUACUCUUCAACACCCUCAGUAACCUCGCUCCAGACACGGACAUGAACGCUGAAUUUGUUCUCAACGCCAUAGAACUUCUGCAGGCCAUAUCCCUGAGCAUUAUUCUGCCAAAUCCCGCUUCAAACCAGAAAGAUCCCCUCCCCACUCUGCUGCAAAUUGCGGGUCACUCAUCGAAUCGCUCCCUUAUCAUCUCAGCCUUGACCCUUUUGGCUCAACUAUUUUCUAACAUUCAAAACACAAGUCGUUUGAACUCAAACUCACCAGCUCUCGCCGCCUCCAUACGUUACUUGCCUUUAUUUGUCGACCGAGCAUUGGUGGACGCUUCAUUGAACUACCUGUAUGCCCAUCUUUCACACCCACCAAUGGUAAAGGCUUUUCUGCACCAUCCUCUCAUGCCAAGCACCCUUCGCGUGCUUGUUAGCUUUCUUCUAUCUGAGCAAGUAGAAGAGACCGUGAAUCUGGAUAUCAGUGCAGUCACUCGCGCCAUCCCAGAAACAACAGUCGCGAUACCCGUCCAUGACCUUACCAAAGAGGAGCUUGAGACCCUGAUUCCCAUGCCUGAACCCCAGCGGUGUUACGAGUGGAUGAAAAUUAUGUUCGUUGCUACACCAGACGGAGAGCUUACUCAAGUCGAUUUUUGGACUCUUUACAAAGAUGCCUUCACGCCCUUUGCGGAUCGCCAUCCCGUCCUAGUUGCAUCAGACGUAAUCAAAAACGUCAAUGUCGUUUUCCCCCAGGCUCAGGCGAUGGUCCUUCCUGGACCGCCACAGCGCUUCGUCGUGCGUGGAGUGGACAGGCGGAAAGAUACAGAAGCUGCUCCUCGCUUUAAGUGUUUGUGGGAGCGCUCCCAGUGUUCAGCUCCACCAUUUGAGGCCCCUGGAGAGCUGUACGACCACCUCCUUGAGCAUUUGGAGUCGUCCGAGAACCCCGAGCCGCCAUGUCUCUGGGCUACAUGUCCCUUGCCACAGACAUCAAAACAGCGACUGCGACCUCAUCUCCUCACCCAUCUAUCAAGCUCCCAACCACCCGCAAAACAUCCUUCUCAAGAUGACACGAUCACCGUCACCGCCGACGGAGAAUCUUACCCCUUCACAGACCCCACAAAGCGGCUGCCCCCUCCUCCACGGCAAACGAGCAUUUCUUACACCCGACCAGUCGCCGAUCCUCCUUCAGCUGCACUUACCGCGCUGCUCAUCAUCCGCAUCCUCUUCCGUUCGUCGUUUGUCGCCACCACGGACACUGCCCCCCGUGCGGAUCGUGAUCACUUUGGGUUUCCUGGCGUUGUGGAAGACGACGAGGGCGACGAUGUGGUGGAGGAUAUUGGCGGCGAGCUGGAGGGCGAGCGGAGGGGGCGACGGGCAUUUGUGGGUGUUAAGAGAAUGAUGGAGGAUGUACGGAUGAAAGAUGAGACGUUGAUGAGUUGGAUAGUAGAGAUGGUUUAUGCGGCGUACGAUGGACUAUUUAGGUCGUAGUGCUGUCGUGGUGUAUGCCCGGGAAGUUGCCCUGUGACUGUUUCGCGCAUAAAUAUCAUGAGCGUUCAUAAAUAGCUGCGCAUCAUCCCCACACCCACCAUUGUACAGUAUCGACGCGAGAGACUACAUAUUGUCUUUUCGCCAUUGUACAGGUAUUCAUGAAUGCACCGCGAAGCUCUUGGACCAUUAGCUCAAGAUAUGUGACUAUCGUCAAUAAACUAUUCCAGGGUCUCA